GACUGUUUGACGUAGGUCUGGGGCAGGCAGGCACGUUGAAUGUCCCGUAAAUCACUGGCUGAGAUCAGGGAUAUCACAGUGCCACUCCGGGCAGACAUAGCCAAUGACACAGAGGCCUCCCUGGGGUACUGUUAGCAGCAGAUUCAGUCACACACUCUCUAAUGCGCUAGUGUACAGCUGCUCUUUUAGUGUGUCACUGGUGCAGGACUUUUACUUGAGGAAUCAGAGGGGUCUUUUUUGGGGAACAAGCCUGAGACAGAUUUGAGCAUCGGUUCUAAAAAAGCGUUUGAGUGAACUCUGUGCUUCUUCUUCUUCCUCCUCCACUGUCUCCUUCCCUGUGGUCCUCCAGAUAGACAGACAUACAGACGUCGAGUUGGGUCUGAGUGUCAUUAUGAGAUGUCGUCUCUCAGUGCCUCCUUCGUGCAAAUCAAGUUUGAUGACAUCCACUUCUACGAGAACUGCGGCGGCGGCAGCUUCGGUAGCGUGUACCGAGCUAGGUGGAUCUCUCAGGACAAAGAGGUGGCAGUGAAAAAGCUGCUCAAGAUCGAAAAUGAGGCUGAAAUCCUCAGUGUACUCAGCCAUCGGAAUAUCAUUCAGUUCUAUGGGGCGAUCCUUGAAGCACCCAACUAUGGAAUCGUCACUGAGUAUGCCGGGGGUGGGUCCCUGUAUGACUAUCUGUCCAGUGCAGAGAGUGAGGAGAUGGAUCUGGGACAGGUCAUGACUUGGGCCAUGGAGAUUGCCAAAGGCAUGCACUAUUUACACUCAGAGGCCCCGGUCAAGGUUAUCCACAGGGACCUGAAGUCCAGGAAUGUGGUUGUGACGGCAGACAAAGUUCUUAAGAUCUGUGAUUUUGGGGCAUCCCGGUUCCACUCCCACACCACACAUAUGUCCCUGGUGGGCACAUUCCCCUGGAUGGCCCCGGAAGUCAUCCAGAGCCUGCCCGUGUCUGAGACCUGUGACACCUACUCCUACGGCGUGGUUCUGUGGGAGAUGCUCACCCGGGAGAUUCCCUUUAAAGGCCUGGAGGGCUUACAAGUCGCCUGGCUGGUGGUGGAGAAGAGUGAGAGAUUAACCAUUCCCAGUAGCUGCCCAGCUAGUUUCGCUGAGCUGAUGAGGAAGUGCUGGGUGACUGAGCCCAAGGAAAGACCAAUGUUCAAACAUAUCCUUACAACCCUGGAGUCCAUGUCCAAUGACAGCAAGCUUCCUGAACAGUGCAACUCCUUCCUACACAACAAGGCAGAAUGGAGAUGUGAGAUUGAGGCCACACUGGAGAGGCUGAAGAAGUUGGAGAGGGAUCUGAGCACCAAAGAGCAGGAACUGAAGGAGAGAGAACGUCGCCUGAAGAUGUGGGAGCGCAAGCUCAUCGAGCAGUCCAACACCCCACUCCUUUCCAACCUUCAUAUUCAUUCCUGGACAGAGGAACAUGUGUACUUUUGGAUGCAGCAGAUAUUUGGGGCAGGGGAGGGGGCAAGUGGCAUGCAGCUGUAUGGUGACCUGUUUAAGGAAAACCACAUUACAGGCAAGAGGCUGCUGCUGCUCACGGAAACAGACAUGCGAGACCUUGGGGUCAAGUCCAAAGGUCACAUCAUGCACCUCAAGAGUGAAAUUGAGAAGCUAACCAAUGAUUACAUGGGGCUAUUCCACUUCCCUCCACUAAUGAAGGAUGAGUGUGCAGAGGAGGAGGAGGAGAGAAGGAAGAUUGUUAAUCUGGAGCUGGUGUUUGGGUACCACUGGAAAGCAGUGGGUCACUCGGACUGCAAAUGGAAAAUGUACAUGGAACUUGACGGAGAUGAAGUUGCAAUAACAUACAUCAAGGAUGUGACCUUUAAUGCCAACAGACAGGAUGUGGAUGUCCUGAAGAUGACCAAGCCCCCAUUUGUGAUGGACAAAUGGGUAGUUGGACUAUGGGAGAAUCAGGUUGUUGACUGCAUUGUUAAUUAUGAGAAUGAUGUGAGAUCACCCAGGUGUACGAGACAUAGCCAUGCAGUGAGGUGGAACCCCACCAGUGGACGAGAUGAGAUCAAGACUGUGGAGCUACUGAUAGAAACAGCUCAGUUAAACAUUGAAGGAAACCCCAGAAGCAGAUCAAACUCAAAAGAUGUGGAUCCCAGAUGGUUGUACAACCUGAGACAGAGGCAGCUGAAGAGCCAGUCAGCAGCAGAGCAGCAUGGUUCCCGGACCCCCACCGGAGGCUCAGAAACCCGCACCCUGUCUCAGUUCCUGUCUGCAUAUGGAGAUCAGGCCUCUUCCUACGCUGCAGCAGUGCGGAGGUCUCCCAACAGCCCCCUCUCUCCCUGGUGCUCCCGCAGCUCGUCCCCCACUGCCGGCCUGUCCGCCAUGCUCUCCCCCCUCUACCUGGGGUCAAAGGGCAGCAGCCCCUCCAGCACCACCUCAGAGAGUGCCUUGGAGCGUGAACGCCUGCUCAUUGCCGGGGAAGUGCAAGGUUACCACAGGCACAGAAGCUACAUUGGCAACUCAUUGAGUGCAACAAGGGACCACAACAGAGACACAUGGUCCCAUACAAGGGGCAACUUCACACAGAAUAAGUCAAGCAGAACCUCAGAGCAAAUGGGGAGGCCUCAGUCCAAUAGUUACAAUAUAGCAUCUCAGAACCGGGCCAGGGUGAUACCGGGCAUAUCGGCGGUGGUAGAAAACCCCAGUACAGCGCAAGAGGGGGCUAAAGUCAGUGAUGGGGGAUGGAUCAAAGUGGAGCGCCAGAAAAGGUUACCUCGACAAGACAAUAAACAGGCCAGAGGAAGACAGAGGAGAGGGGGUAGAGGUGGCCGUGGUGGACGAAGCUGAGAAUAAUUUGCUGUUUGAAAGUGUUAACAUGUCUUAAUAGAUUGGACAUCAGGUUUACUUUGAAUAUUAUCUUUCACACUACAUAUACAUUUUCUCUCUGGAGGGAUCUUUCUAGGGGUCAUUUGAACUAGGGAGAAUUGUGAUUUAGGGAAUGCACCCAAUUCAGUCUUUUAGGGCUGAAUUCUGAAUUGUACUGUAUGCACUCAAAUAAUUUUUGGAUUUAGCAUGUAAGCCUACAUAUCAUUUGUAGUUGUAUAUUGUGAACUGUUCUACAUAAGGCUAUUGUAAAUUGUAUAGCCUACAUUUUCCUAAUCUUUUUAUUUAUGAGAUAUACUGUAUAGCUAGAUAAUUGUGCCUUUUAUUACAAUAUAAAAAAGUGAAUGUACAUAUGGAUUUUUAAAAAGAAUAUAUAUUUUUAAUAGUCUAUAACUAUAUGAAGGGUAAAAAAAGAUAAACGUACAUGAAGUUGAUGGAAAGGACGCGGGAGUUUUUCUAUAAACCCGCCCCUUUAUGUAAAUAUGUUCGCUAUGAUUUCGCGCCACGGCUUAGUACUUAGAAGGUUAGAAGUUGGUGGAUCAGUAUAUGACAUAAUAUUUUGAAAAAUGUGUACAAAAAUAAAAGUGUCCAUCAGCAGUA
Molecule: messenger RNA, 3438 nt
Organism: Coregonus clupeaformis (lake whitefish)
Lineage: Eukaryota; Metazoa; Chordata; Actinopteri; Salmoniformes; Salmonidae
Product: mitogen-activated protein kinase kinase kinase 20
Exons: 19
Coding region: 397-2802 (801 amino acids)
Biological process (GO): protein phosphorylation
Cellular component (GO): cytoplasm
Molecular function (GO): protein kinase activity; ATP binding; protein binding
Source: RefSeq, a predicted model, not a curated record